This is a messenger RNA of Dibothriocephalus latus, 861 nucleotides long. Lineage: Eukaryota; Metazoa; Platyhelminthes; Cestoda; Diphyllobothriidea; Diphyllobothriidae. The record is from the annotation of a GenBank genome assembly.
AUGAAUCACUUCAAGAUCUUAAUGGACUUUGUCGCGCCAAGUUUUGACUACCCCACUCCCCAUUUCGCGCCCACUGAUGCGGCAGUGCUGAAAGCUGGAGAUCAACAACAACAACCUACUGAAGUUUUGGUUUUUUCUUGUGGCAGAUUUUUGGAACCUGACUGGAAGCAAGCUCAGGAAAAAAUGGGCGGUAUUGAGAAUGCACUGAAGGCUUUGCGAAGCUAUCCGCGAGUGUCCAUAUUUAAUCUUCGCGAUUUGCCUUACAGUAAACCACCGCCCUACCAUGGUCUCAAACGGAAAAAGCGUGGACUGGGUCACAGGGGAGCUAGCCAAUACCAGGCAUAUCCCCCACUAGGCACUCAGGAAGGGCGGACCCCCUUCUACAUCACGGUUCCUCGCGAGCCUUACAACCAGGACCAUUUUUCGCGCCAUGCUCUGCCACGGCUUUCGCUUUUGGAUUUGCAACGCAUGAUCGACCUCUCGCGGAUAGAUCCCACGCAGCCGAUUGACUUGACGUCUUUUUGCAAUACUGGUCUCUUUCGACUGGAUGUGGAGCACGAACGCCACUACGGUUUCCAUCUUACUGAGGAGAAUGCCAUCGAGUACUACACCAACGCUGCCUUUCGUGGUUACCUCGCCGAUCCUCAGGAAGUUGCCAGCGCUCGCAUCUGGCUUGCCGAGAAGUACGGCUACAAGGCCAUCCCCGAUCCGUCCGCUGGCCCUCUCAAGGAUCUGGCUCUUGUUCGCAAGCAGCCCUGGCAGAUCUUCCAUGGAUUGGAACCCGGCUGGCUGGUGAGCCUGACGGAUCGUGUGGUCAUCAAGCCCAAGUCACCGGAACACGAGGAGUUCUAUAAGGGCUGA